AACAACACAACUUUCCUUUUCUUCUUUUUCUUUUCCUUUCAAACCUCAUAUAUCAUAUAUACAACUAACUCUUACUAGUAUCUCUUCUUUCUUAAUUUCUCUCUCAGUUCUCUCUUUCCUUUGGAGGAGGGAAAUUGGUUUUCCUCCCACGAAGGAAAUUAAUAACUAAUAAUCAGUAGUACUACGUACUAUAGUUCUGGCCUGGUUAAGGAGUAUAGUAGUUAGAAUAGGUGGAAGGAAUUAUCAGCAGAAAAGAAGAAGGAAAAGUAGAAGGAAAGUGAAGAAGGUGAGAGAUAGUUUAAUGGAUUUCUGGAACAAGAUGGUUUUCCCUGUUCGUCGAGUUUUUCUUGCUAUUACUUCUCGUCUUAAGCCUCAAAAAUCAGGUGUUGGGCUAUUGAAGCUGCAUGAUGAUGUACAAAUGUGUGGUUAUGAAGAUGUUCAAGUAAUGUGGGAAAUACUACAAAGAACAGAAUCAGAAAUGUUAGGAAGUAAUAACAAUAAUCUUAAUGAUCAUCAACCCAAGCGCAAGCACAGAUUGUUUCCCAGAGUUUUUGUAUGGUCUAACCAAACUACAAACCACCAAUAAUCAACUACUUUCUCAUCACCCAAUCCAUAAUAUAUAUAUAUAUAUAUGAUAUGAGUACAGUAAUUAUAUAUCGCUAUAAUCACAUACCAAUCAGAAUAUAUAUAUAUAUAACUAUUUUGAUGCUAAUAAUGUUCAUUGACAGAAAUAAUAAUAUCAAAGUAGCAUCAAAUAUAGUUCAGUACUUGUUCAAUAAAAGCCUCCUAAAUAUAUGCAUUCAUGGGUGUGUAUAUCAAAAGUGGUAUGAUCAAUGGAAACAUUUACUGUUACUUUUUCA
This is a messenger RNA of Cannabis sativa, 860 nucleotides long. RefSeq lists its product as uncharacterized. The record is from RefSeq and is a predicted model, not a curated record. Bases 302 to 586 code for a protein of 94 amino acids. The transcript is spliced from 2 exons. Lineage: Eukaryota; Viridiplantae; Streptophyta; Magnoliopsida; Rosales; Cannabaceae.